UGUUAUAUACAUACACACAUCUUACUUUAAAUACAGGUAUCCAAAUGUGCAGGCAAAAAUGCAAGAAGAAGUGGACAGGAUUGUUGGAAGAGACCGCCUGCCAUGUGCCGAAGAUCAGCCUCACCUGCCCUACAUCACGGCUUUCUUGUACGAAUCCAUGCGUUUCAGCAGCUUCGUGCCUGUCACUAUCCCACAUGCCACCACAACCAACACCUUCAUAAUGGGCUACCUCAUCCCCAAGGACACGGUGAUAUUCGUUAAUCAGUGGUCAGUAAAUCACGACCCAGCAAAAUGGUCCAACCCAGAGGAUUUUGAUCCAACAAGGUUUCUGGAUGAGAAUGGAUUCAUUAAUAAAGAUCUUACGAGUAGCGUAAUGAUUUUCUCACUGGGAAAGCGUCGGUGUAUUGGAGAGGAGUUAUCCAAGGUGCAGCUCUUUCUCUUUACCUCCAUACUGGUGCAUCAGUGCAAUUUUACUGCCAAUCCAAAUGAGGACCCUAAAAUGGACUUUACCUAUGGGCUGACCAUUAAACCUAAGCCAUUUACCUUGAAUGUUACACUUAGAGAUACUAUGGAUUUGCUUGAUCAGGCUGUCCAAAGACUGCAAGCAGAGAAAGCAGUCAAUGAAAAUCAGCUCUCAGCAAAUGCCUAA
Molecule: messenger RNA, 649 nt
Organism: Mesitornis unicolor (brown roatelo)
Lineage: Eukaryota; Metazoa; Chordata; Aves; Mesitornithiformes; Mesitornithidae
Product: cytochrome P450 1B1-like
Exons: 1
Molecular function (GO): oxidoreductase activity, acting on paired donors, with incorporation or reduction of molecular oxygen; iron ion binding; monooxygenase activity
Source: RefSeq, a predicted model, not a curated record